Molecule: messenger RNA, 969 nt
Organism: Camelina sativa (false flax)
Lineage: Eukaryota; Viridiplantae; Streptophyta; Magnoliopsida; Brassicales; Brassicaceae
Source: RefSeq, a predicted model, not a curated record
AUGAGAAACCAAGCUCUGACAAUCGAUCGUGUCGACCUUCAGUUUCAUCUUGAACUGAAGAAAGAUAGCUCUUGCCCUCUCUAUUUGACUAACAAUACUGACAAUUUUGUGACUUUCAAGGUCAUAGCCACAGCUCCGCACAAGUAUUUUAUUAGGCCUGAUACUGGUGUUAUUCUUCCAAGAUCCUCCGCUGCUGUGUUAGUGACCCUGAAAGCGCAAACGGAAGCUCCUGCUCAUAUGCAGUGUGAAGACAUGUUUUUUAUUCAAUCUGUAGUAGCUAGUCCAGGAACCACUGCCAAAAAUCUUACUACUGAGAUGUUUAGCCUAAAUGAUGGGCAUCUAAUUGAGAAGAUAAAACUGAAAGUUAGAUAUGUUGCCAAAUCAAUUAUCUCAGAUAAUGAGAAUGCUUAUCGUGUUGCUGUUUACAAAGUGUUCAUCAAUUUCAGGGGAGAUGAGCUUCGAAAUAACUUCGUUAGUUUUCUCGUGAAGGCCAUGAGAUUAGAGAAGAUCAACGUGUUUAUUGACGAGGUUGAGGAUAGGGGUACGAAUCUGAAUAACCUUUUCCAUACGAUCGAGGAAUGUAGAAUCGCCGUGGCGAUCUUCUCCGAGAGGUACACCCAAUCGCGCUGGUGCUUGGAUGAGCUUGUGAAGAUGGAAGAGCAGAUGGAAAAAGGCAAGCUCGUGGUGAUACCCAUAUUCUUCAGGUUAGACGCCACCACGUGUAAAAGAUAUAUGGGAGCUUUCGGCGAAAAUUUCAGGAAUCUGGAGUGGGAGUAUCGGAGUGAGCCUGAGAGAGUCGAUAAGUGGAAGAAAGCUUUAUCAUCUGUGUUCAAUAACCUUGGCUUCGAGUCAAAUAUACUAAGAGAUGAGAGCAAAUUGGCCGAUUCCAUCGUUGAGGAAACAAAGAAAUGGCUAAACAAGAUUUCCAUCGGAGCGGAAAAUGCUAAGAACUCCACCAUUGUGGUUUAG